Molecule: messenger RNA, 5817 nt
Organism: Salvelinus sp. IW2-2015
Lineage: Eukaryota; Metazoa; Chordata; Actinopteri; Salmoniformes; Salmonidae
Product: sal-like protein 2
Biological process (GO): regulation of transcription by RNA polymerase II
Cellular component (GO): nucleus
Molecular function (GO): DNA-binding transcription factor activity, RNA polymerase II-specific; RNA polymerase II cis-regulatory region sequence-specific DNA binding
Source: RefSeq, a predicted model, not a curated record
ACAGACCGCCAAAGAGACAGCCGUCAGUGCCUCAGAGACUACAGAUGCAGGUCGAGAAGCAGGCCGCCCUCGCCAAAUAGUCUACAAAGAGGGUUGAACGGGGAAGGGGCGGAGGAUGACAGGAACACUAAUCCAAUUCCCUUUCGUUACCGCAUAGUAGCUUAUCUCCUCCCCCGGCUGUUUCUCUGGGUCAGUCAAAACAAUGAAUUGAUGGACUACAUUUACGAUAUCAAAUAGUCUCAAUUCACGGCGACGAUAUAAAUAAAUAAUUUAACAAUGCGGUGUUCCGCCCGGCUGUCAAAGGGACGACUGCGCAUCUUUGUGGCUGUAUGCCGGAAAAGGCUAUGUUGAUGUCCCGACUGGGAGACGUAGCCUAUUGCCCAACAUAUUUUAUCAUUUUGUAACCACUAUCAAAUAUCAUCGAUUCAUACAUGAUGACCAGUUGGCAGUGAAGUUAUCCUCCUUUCCUCUGACCACAGAUUCCUAUUCUUCAUCAUCUUCCUCCUCUCCUCAGAGUUACCAGCCACCCCUGGCUCCACGUCCCUACUUUUGGGGGCUUCACACUCGCUCUCAACCCAGUGAGGGCUCCCCCCUCUCCUGCUGCCCCUGCCAGCCCACCUCCUCCCCCAUCUCCCUCACAGACCCCCAGUCCUCCCUCUCCCCUGACUUCCCCCACCCCUCCCUCUUCUCCCAAACAGUCCUGCACCUCCCCAACACCUCCACAUCGCCCUCCAGUCAGACCCACCCUCCCCGCUCUAUCAUGGCCUCUCCCAAACUGGGCGUGUCAGCCACCACUACCACCUCCUCAUCCUCAUCCUCUUCCUCAGCCUCCCUCUGCCCCCCGCCCCACCCUGGUAGCCCCAGCCCUGUGCCCGAGGGCCCUCUCAGCCCUGUGACACCCUCCCCCAGCCCGGGUGCUGCCUCUGCAGUCCCGCCCCGUGCCCACCUGAGCAUUGCGGUGAUCCUGGAUGAGCUGCGAGUGCUGCAGCAGAGGCAGAUCCACCAGAUGCAGAUGACGGAGGAGAUCUGCAGGCAGGUGCUGCGGCUGGGCGGGGCCUCCUGUGGCCUGGAGGCGCCCCAGAUCCUCCUGCCUCCUUUUCCCCAGCUCUGUCUGGAGGGCAGUGAGAGGGCCUCCAGUCCUCCCCAGCCUACACCCAUCCAGCCUCCCAGCUCUGUAGCUCCUCUCCUGGCCUGCUUCUCCUCCCUGCUCCCUCCCCAGCCUGCCCCCAAGCCCUCCAAGCCCAGCCACCCCCUGUCCCAUGUCCUGCGGCCACACAAGACCCAGAUGGAGGGUGCAGGAGGGGCUACAGGGUCUUAUCUUUACCCUGGGACCAGUGUCCGCCCUUCCUCCUCGUCUUCUUCCUCUUCUGCCUCCUCAGCCAUCUCUACCAUGGCCUCGUCCAACUACCCCCUGGCUCUCUCCCUGGCCUUGCCUACCCGUUACCUCCAUGAGAAAUCCCCCAACACCACCUCAGCCAGCGGCCACGGUGGCAUGUCCUUCCUCACCCCGCCCCUGCCCACCACUGCCUCUAUGGCACCCCCCUCCUUUCAGGAGCCCCACCUGUCUGUCUCCUCAUCAGGGUCCUCGUCCUCCUCCCUGGGGCGCCUCCAGCAUGCCUGUCGGUUCUGUGGGAAGCUGUUCAGCAGUGACUCAUCCCUGCAAAUCCACCUGCGCUCCCACACGGGCGAGAGACCCUACCAGUGCCCUGUCUGCCUCAGCCGCUUCACCACCCGCGGCAACCUCAAGGUGCAUUUUCUCCGCCACCGCGAGCAGAACCCAGAGCUCUCCCUCUCCCUUCUCCCCCCUUCCCUGUUUGGGCCGGGCAUGGGACCAGCGGGGGGGUCUGAGCCCCAGGGUCAGCCCAUGAGCAGCAUUGGUCUGAGCAUCAGUGCAGCGCAGGCUCAGAGACGUCGUAAACGGCGGGCUGAGGAUGACCCAUAUGGAGACGGUAUGGAGGUGGGAGGUGCCGGAGGGGGCUUCUCUCUGGGGGCGUCCACCAGUGCUCCGCCCUCCUCUCUCCCCCUCCCCCCCAGUGUGGACCUGGCCCUCAUCUCCACCGCCCACUCCCUCCUGCGGCUCAACCAAGCUGCUGCUGCAGCCGCUGCUGCAUCCAUAUCCUCAGCUGCUUCCUCACUCACAUCCUCCUCUUCCUCCUCUGCGUCCUCCUCCCUCCUCUCUGUCCCCUCCUCGUCCACCUCCGCCAUCGCUGGGUUCUUCAAGGGAGCAAAGCAGCAACGCUUUGAUGAGAACACGCCCCCUCACCCUCCCAUGAUGUCGCACUCUGCUUACUCUCAGUUGGCCCACCUCCCUAAACUCCUCUUCCCCUCUGGCUCCCCCCACCAACACCCUGCCCUGGGCCUGCUCCGCCCUCCACCCCCUGCCCAAGGCUCCUCCCACCUCUCCUCCACCCACUCUCAGCUCUCCUUCCCCUUCUCCCACUACCCCAAAGCUCACGCCUCCACCUCCUUCCCCUCCGCCUCUAUCCCCACCUCAGACACCUCCAAGCUGCAGCGGCUGGUGGAGAAGCUGGAGAAGGAGCCUCCCACCUCCUCUCCCUGGGCCUCCUCCUCAGGGGAGACCUCCCACAGCAGCAUGGCCUCUACUGGGUUGUUCAGCAGCGGCCUCAUGGGCGCCAGCACCUCCAGCACUUAUGUGAUGGCAACCCCACCGUCCUCCACCCAUGCCCCCACCUCCGUCUCCAACUUCACCAGGGAGAUGGUGGCCGCUCUGGGCAUGAGUGCAAACGGGGGCAGCGCUCUGGCAGGCGCCAUGCUCCCCGGCCUUGGCAUCAUGAGCACUGGCUCCCUGGCCCCCAACCAGUGUGGGGUGUGUCUGCGUGUGCUGAGCUGCCCCAGGGCACUGCGUCUGCACCAGGCCACCCACCUGGGCGAGCGCCCCUUCCCCUGUAAACUGUGUGGACGCUCCUUCUCCACCAAGGGCAGCCUGCGGUCCCACCUGGCAACACACCGUGCCCGCCCGCCGAACUCUCGUGCCCAGAACUCUUGCCCGCUGUGCCAGCGCAAGUUCACAAAUGCCCUGGUGCUGCAGCACCACAUCCGCAUGCACCUGGGAGGGCAGCUGCCACCGGAAGGCGGUGCAGAGUCUCUGUCAGAGGCCUCAGCAGAACCUGACACUAUCUCUGAGCUCCAGACCCAUUCCCAGGCACUGUCUCAGUCCCAGGCACAGUCCAAUGACACCCCCAAGGUCUCCACUGAGAGCUCCACUGCAGCCUCAGGCAGCCAGUCAGCAUCCACACACUUUCAAACCCUAGUGGGAGGCUCUGCCCCCGUAUCGGUCAGUGUGACAUCACCAAAGUGUGUCUGGGAGCCUAACAGAUCUCACUCCUCCAGCCCUGACRUGAUCCCUCCCUCUGACCUCACCCCUGACUCCUUCCUAAACUCCACCUCACACACCCCUCCGCCCGGCAGCGUAGACCCCCCAGUCCUGUUUGACAGUGUGCCUUCCCCACCCCCUCCUCUAGGAGAUACAGGCUCCCCAGUCAAUGAUGACAACCAUGCUGAACUCCUUGAUUCAACCAUUGGUACCAUUGACCCUGCUCCCACUUCCUCCAGUGUUACCAAAACCACCCCAUUGUCCAGUCUAAUGAUGUCAGACUGUCUUUUGGGUCAGAAUGCCCUUCCUCUCAAUGUCUUCCUCCCCGGCCCUAGAUCAAACCUGGAGGAUCUACUGAGCACACCAACCCUCUGUGCCCCGGUAGCACACCCCAGCCCAUCCCCCUCCUUUACCCCUGUCCUUAGCCCAGAGCACCCCAAAACCCACCCAGCACCCAAACCAGACUUAGAGCACCCCCCUAAACUCCAAACCCCCAAGCCCACAGAGGAAUACAGGGUUGAAACCCCCCCACCUGCAGCACCAAAGCAUGACCAAGCUCUUGUAUCUGAUACGGACCCGAGAAUGGCACCACAAUCAGAGAGCGCAGACACAAGCGAUGCUGAGGCUAGGGAAGUUCCUCCGAAAGCUGUACCCUACACCAGGGAGACGAGUCAGGGGGCGUACCUCGGCUCCCAUGGGAAGGAGGAUGGGAUGGGCGGUGUCAGUGACCAACUGGAAAGCACUUUUCCCAUCAGUUUGGCUCCCACUCUCCCCCCUCCCCUGUCUCGCCCUGAGAAGAAGACCUACAGCUGUGCCGAGUGUGGGAAAGAGUAUGCCAGCCGCAGUGGACUGAAGGGACACAUGAAGCAUCAUGGAGGGGUUGUCAAGGCACCACGUCCCCCUGUACGGAGUGGUCGCUCGGCCUCUGAGCGACUUCCUGCUAACACACUGACAACGUCCUCCAACCCCCCGGCCACCAGGAGCAAUGUGGGCUUCUGGAACCAGUACCAAGCCUUCCUCAACACCAGCAACGACUCGGCAGACGACCCGGCACAAGGCCCGGCCAGUGGUAGCCAAGGAGAGGAUGGGGAGAUGCCCCGAUUGGCUAAAUCUCCCGUAAGAUCCCAGCUGUCGAAAGAACCAACCACUGGAAGGGGUUCAGAAGAUGGGUCUGAUGAAGGGUCUACUCUAGAGUCAAUGUAAUUGGUGCUAUCAAUGGACAUUCACUGUACCUUUGAGUCAAAUCGUAGGGACUUUUGUAUUGUAUUGCUUCCAAAUUCAGUUGAGUAGUCUGUCGGUUUGUUGUCUGUGAGUAAAUUGCUUAGUUAAUUUGUGAUAACUGUAAGUUGGCCAUCCUGGCCUUUUCUUUUAAAAGAGGAGAAAGUUGAAGGAUGCAAAAAACACGACAUAACUACAGGAUUGGAAGAUUGAGGAGGUCAGAAGUCACUGUCAAGACGAUGAGAGUUGGAGCUGGGCUCUAGAAUGAGAGCUCUGUUAGGCAAAGAGCUCUACUCUAGAUUUAGGGCUCAUUUUCCUGAACAGUCUGACUCACUGUUUAUGUGAUAGAUAUCAACUCAGAUAAAGACAUGUAUUGGAAAAGGGGGCCAGGUAGAGAGGAUGUGAUAUUGUUCUCACAUAAACAAUUCCUUAAUUCAAACAUAAAAGGGAAAAGGAGGUGGAACAGAAUGGUAAGGGUCACUAAACUAAAAUUGACAUGGUAGAUUCAACCCUGGCAGUCUAUGGAGAUGCAGUCUCUCAUCCUACUACUGUAUAAAACCUCAUCUUUCAUGUCAUCGUGGUUUACUUUUGAACUCGUGAAUACUCCAGACUCUUCCUCCAGCUGAUUUACAGAGAAGCACAGAGGAGUGGGUGUUGUGGUGUGCCAGGUGGAGAAAGAAAUGAACAGACAGUUUCCUGUGUGACCCAUUUUCCUUUGGAUCUUGUGAAUAAGCUGAUUGAAUAAGCUGAUUUGGUCUCACAGUGAUGUCCAUUUUCUGUAACUCGUUGUCUUUGGUUCAUGUUGUAUCUUUAUAACAAAACAAAAAAAAUCAGAGGUCUAUGUCUGAUAUUGUUGUGAGUUGUACUUUCAGUGUAUUCCUGUGAAAUAAGCGGGAUAAAAAAAGACAAAAAAGCUGGGAAACAUUUUUAUUUUUUGUUGUUGUUGUUGACUGUGGGUGUUUUCUUUGUUUGGACGUCUAUCGUGCCUGUUCUACAUUCUCCUGUAGAGCUGUUUUGAUAUUUGUUUAUUUGUCACACACUGCUGUUUGUGACACUGAAACAAUGGCACAUGCACAAACAUGCCAGAUGCACACAGCUGUUUUGUGCAUAUCGUAAGUGUGCAUUUGGCAAUUUUUUUGUGUCUAUGUGCGUGUGUUGGCACAGCAGUGUGUAGCCUCUAACUGCCUUGGCCUUACCAGGUUUCCUCACACACAGGCGUCAUUAAUCCCUGCUCUCUUUCAACACAAUUAAACUCCUCUACCUUC